Messenger RNA from Entamoeba invadens IP1, 384 nucleotides. RefSeq lists its product as hypothetical. The transcript has a single exon. The coding region runs from base 1 to 384 and encodes 127 amino acids. The record is from RefSeq and is a predicted model, not a curated record. NCBI's taxonomy places the organism in Eukaryota, Evosea, Mastigamoebida, Endamoebidae.
AUGAAAAGCGUUAUUACACUCUUUGUGAUACUCACAUUGUUCUCAUUCGUGAGUGCUUAUGAAUCGGACGAAUAUGACGAUCUUUUCGACUUCGAAGAAGAAGCAGCCUCUAAUGUGGUUCAAGCUGUUGCCAAAGUCGGAGCUGGAGCCGUUGCAGGCCCAGUAGCAGCUGCAGUUGGAAAAGUCAACGGCAAAGUCGCUGGUGCUGUUGGAAAAAUUGGAGGGAAAGUUGGUAAAGUAGCCGGAAAAGUGGGGAAAAUAGGUGCAGGUAAAAUUGGCAAGGUUCUUGGUAAAAAAGGUCUUUUAAAAGGUGUUAAAAAAGGUCUUAAAAAGGGUGGAUUGAAAAAAAAGGUAAAAAUGGGUUCAAAAAAGGAAAGGGUUUGA